AUGUCCUAUCCACACGAUCCAGAGCGUGCAGGUCUCCCCAGCUCUGGAAACAGUCCAAAGGCAAGGCAGCAAGGUGAUUAUCUCGAACUCGGAGGCGGCCAGUCCGGUCUGAGCCAGAGUGAUUUAAGGCUACCGGAUGGCCAAGUUCCUGUCACAAAGGUCGGCAGGGUAUACUCUUACUUGGUCAGUGCCUCCAUCGUCACCCGCUGGAUACUCUUCAUCGUUCCCAUCCUCGGUAUCAUCUGGAUCCCGGGCAUACUCAACCUCACCUCUUUCCCAAAUGCCAAGGUUUGGGGUGUCAAGUUGAUCUGGUGGAGUAUCUGGUUGAGUGUGCUAUGGGGAGGUGCGUGUGUGUCUAAAAUAACCCGCUCAAUACGCAUCGCACCUUAUUUUAUCAGAGCGACUGUCGGCGUCGUAGCCGUCAGCUCGCGCCGCUACAUCGACUGGCUGCAGGCUCUCCAUCGAUAUAUCGCGCUCUUUGCAUGGACUGUUGCCCUCUGGGCCUCUUUUAGCCCUCUCAUCAUCUCACAUCAGGACGGUCGCACGGACACCGUCGUCAUCACCAACACCACACUUGCCAACCUCGGCGAGGCAGAAGUCAAUGGCGUCCCCUCCAGGAGCGUCGCCGCCGUCAGUCUCAUGGCAAAACUCUUAUUCUCGUUCCUCCUCUGCACCGCCCUCCUCCUCUUUGAAAAGUUUUCCAUCCAGUGGAUCGCAGCCAAAUUCCACGAACGGUCCUACGCCGACCGCAUCCAGGAGCAAAAGUUUGCCGUCCGCACGCUCGUCACGCUAUACCGCAACUCGUCAGAGAUUCCUGGUCGUUCGGAUACGCUUGGCCGGGGACACACGCGCGAAGUCAGCGUCAAUCCCAAGCGUCUCUUCCGCAAGUUCAGGGAGGGCGUCAGGUUCGCCACGACCACCACAGCCACCGCGUUUGGAAACGUCGCCUCAGAGAUUGCUGGAAGUUCUGUCCUCCAGCCGAAUUCUCCUCAGGCGAUCAUCAAGACUGUGCUAGAAUCUGCCAACAAAUCGCGUUUGCUUGCUCGUCGGCUUUAUUACUCUUUUGCUAAAAAAGACGCGGAGUAUUUGCUUGUUGAAGAUAUUCAGCGGUUCUUUCCUACCAAGGAAGAUGCGGAUGCGGCAUUUGCACUGUUUGACAAGGACGGAAAUGGGGAUGUGUCUAGAGAAGAAAUCGAAAUGGCCUGCCUUGAAUUUCACCGCGAGCAAUUAUCGAUCGAGAAUUCGAUGCGGGACCUUGAUAGUGCCGUUGGUCGCUUGGAUAAUAUCUUGAUGACGGUCUAUGUCAUUAUCGCAGGAUUGAUCAUCGCCGUUGGCCUGGAAGCACAAUUGGUCACUCUCGUAACAUCAGCCGGGACGCUGAUUCUCGGAUUGAGCUGGCUAAUUGGUGGAAGUUUGCAAGAGGUGUUGACGAGUAUCAUUUUCCUCUUCAUAAAGCACCCCUUCGAUGUGGGCGAUCGGGUCGUUCUCAAUAAGGAGACGUAUACAGUCAAAGAGAUCCGUCUGCUCUCCACCGUUUUCCUGGAUUCAAAUUCGGGAUUGGUACAGGCCCCUAACAAUCAGCUGAAUACAUUGAUGUCGGAGACAUUUACGUUUGAUGUUGCGUACUCGACUUCGUUUGAAGAUUUAGAACGACUGCGCGAGAAAAUGUUGGCUUUCGUCACAGCGGAGCGAAGGGACUACCAGUCAGUGUUUGAUGUCAAAGUCAAAGACUUCCCUGAUCAAGGUCGAAUGACUUUAUCUGCUGACAUCAAAUACAAGAGCAACGGACAGCAAGCUGCGUUGAAAUCAAAACGUCGAAACAAAUGGAUAUGCGCUCUUAAAGCCAGUUUGGGCGAACUCAAGAUCUAUGGGCCGAGCGGAGAUCCCAACCCGCCACCUGGUGUCACUCGAUACACCAAAGUCCCUUGGGAAACUAUUCAAGCCAACGACCGUAAAAAUGCUGCUGGUACUGCUCCACAGAUGCCACAGGCUAAUCUGGAGCAAAUGCCCCCUUUGGGCGGAUGGCAAUUGAGCGAUAAAAACACGGCGAUUCUUGAUAAUACCGAUAGUGUAUUUGGGGACUCGGCAGAUCUGUACCCGCGACGAGAGAUGUCGCAGGACUCUGUUUUCGGGGAUAGCGCGAGACAGAGGGGCGCAGCGACUACCACUGCAUCACAACCACCAUCUGCUUCCAGAAAUCUGCAGCCUUCCGGUCCUCCACACCCGGCUGAUGUCUUUGAGAUGAGACCUCGCUGA
Messenger RNA from Psilocybe cubensis, 2256 nucleotides. RefSeq lists its product as uncharacterized. Gene Ontology annotation, biological process: intracellular calcium ion homeostasis; calcium ion transmembrane transport. Lineage: Eukaryota; Fungi; Basidiomycota; Agaricomycetes; Agaricales; Agrocybaceae. The transcript has 15 exons. The record is from RefSeq and is a predicted model, not a curated record. Gene Ontology annotation, molecular function: calcium channel activity; calcium ion binding. Bases 1 to 2256 code for a protein of 751 amino acids. Gene Ontology annotation, cellular component: membrane.